AAAGAUGAUCUGAAUAUAUGGCAACCCCCGAGCAGUGAAUAUGUGCCAAAAGAGACGCAAACAGCAGAACAGACGGCUGCCCUCCACGAGGCCAAACUAAUGCCCAUAAAAAAUAAACAAUAAACAAAUACGAUCGAAGAAAUUGUUUUCGACGUGCGUAGUGUGCUUGUGCGAUAGAGUGUUUGCUUACGCUUCAGCUCUAGACGGUUAAGGAAAAUAAUUAGCAAAGAAUUAAAAGCAAAGGCAGCCCUUCGUGUGUGAUUUUUGCCAUCGAUAGCGGGAGCUAAAAAAAAGCGCGGCGCGAAAAGCGCUCAAGUCAUAAAUAUUGGGGCUAAUCAGAUGGCCGGAGGAGAGUCGCUGCGCUAAUUAGGAGUGCUACAUGUGCAACGUAUAACUGUCGGCUGACCGGAUCGCAGAAACAUAGGUUCCGCGGAAGCAGAAGCAGAGGCGACGCAAUAUGUUGGGGCGACAUCGCUGCCGGCACAAGAAGCUAAAGAGGAAAAUCGAAAAAUAGAGUUCAGAUCGCUUUUCAAGAACCCCGAACAUGCUGUCCAGCCACAUGUUGCUGGGCGCCAGCCUCAUGUUGCUGGCACUGCACUUUCCCAGCGCCGAAUUAAAACCGGAGCACGAAUGCACCAGCAUCGACAUACGGAACGAGUGCAACCAGAUGCACCUGCUGGACAACUGCACCGUGGUCACCGGCUACGUGAUGAUCACGCUGAUCGCCAGCGAACAGCACUGCAACUUCUCGGAGUACACGUUCCCACUCCUCACCGAGAUCACCGAGUUCAUGAUCUUCACCGAGGUGCGCGGCCUGACCCACAUCACGAAGAUGUUCCCGGCCCUGACCGUCAUCCGGGGACGCCGCCUGUUCCUCAACUACGCCCUCGGCGUGACCAACAUGUACGACCUUGAGGAGUUAGCCUUCCCGCAAUUGGUGGCCAUACAACGCGGACAAGUCUACAUCGGCAACAGUCCGAAGCUGUGCAACAUUGACCAAGUAAAUUGGGAUCUGCUGACCCUCAGCAGUGGCGAGAACCACGUGACGAUGGUCAGUAAAAGCUGCAGUACACCCAUGUGCUCUGGGUGUAGUUCCUCCCAUUGCUGGUCGAACGUCUACUGCCAGCGAUCCCUCAACGACAACGUCGGAAAUUCUAGUAUCAAAAUUGAAAACUGCCAUGAGGAUUGCCUGGGCGGCUGUAAGCAAGUGAUGUCCGCUGCUAACUGCACCGCCUGCCGUGGACUCAGCGAUGCCGGUGUCUGCGUAAAGAGCUGUCCGAAAGACAAGUAUAUCAUGGAGCAUUUUCAGCGAUGCUAUACCAGGGAUGAGUGUGUGACCAAGCACGGCUAUGUCAUAUCCGGAUCACAGUGCGUGGCCUUCUGUCCCAGCGGCUACAGGACGGACAACCAAUCCGAGUGCGUGCUCUGUGGUCCCGAGGAGGCUUGCAUCAGCUUCUGCACUCCGGAAUAUCCCGGGAAUACGUUCCACAUUUACAACCUGGCCGAUGCGGAGAAAUUGCGUGGCUGCCAGAUCUACAACGGCAGCUUGGUCAUCACCAUUCGCAACAAGGUGAACGAAACGGAGCUGUACCAGAGCUUCACCGCUAUCCGCGAGGUUCGGGGUCACGUGAAAGUCUAUCGGUCCUCCCAACUGCGAAGUUUGAAUUUCCUGCGCAAUCUGGAGCGCGUACACGGUGAUCCGCCAGAGAAUCGCCACUACUCAUUCAUACUCUACGACAACAAACAGCUGGCCGAGCUGUGGAAGCCCGCCCGCAAACUGGAGCUUAUGGAGGGCGGCAUGUUCAUGCAUCGCAACAACAAGCUGUGCAACCGUCGGAUGCGCGAAUUCCAGAGCGUUGUUACCCACGACAAAGCCCUGGACUCUCUGCAGACCAACGACCAGGAGGUCCAGUGCAGUCCCCUAAAGAUGCAGCUGUUUGUGCAGAAACGCACCCAUCGGACUGCGAAGCUGAGCUGGCUUAAGUCUCAAACCAGCCAGAGGCUCGAGCUGAUCCACCGACCUCUGCCGCCGGGGCAGUGGUACCACGAGGAGAGUGAACUGGAAGCCCCGAUAUGUACACGAAUCAACUGGAAACGACGACUGCUCUUCCCCGACGAUCUGGUCGAUAAUGGCACCCACUAUCUCUUCCAGCUAGAGGAUCUUCAGCCGGACACUAGGUACGCCUGCCUGCUGCGAACUUUCGGCGAUGAGCUGGCCCAGGAGGCGCGCAGCGAUCUGAUCUACUUUCAGACAGAGUUGGAUAUUCCGAAGCCACCGCUGUUAGAACUGGUCAAGAAGACCGACAGUUCGUUGACCGUGCGAAUGGCCAGUCACGACCACGACAGCUUCCUGCUUACGGUCUUCAAACUGGAGGACGAUCAGAAGUAUAUAGAGCAGCGGAACUACUGCCACCAGCUGUCGUUCGUGUGGCGGGACAUGGACGGCCCGAACUGGACAGGGUUCGAGGACUACGAGGACUGCUGUGCCCACAAGGCGGAGCAAUUGGACGACUCUCGCUUCAUUGCCAAUAUGCGGGAGCAGUACCGCUGCACUUUGGAUGAUCGCCAGCAGUGCCGCCGAAUUUCACUAGCCGAGGCCACUCUACCGCAGCUCCGGCUGCCGAGAAACACUACCCAGUACGAAAUUAACUCAUUACCUCGCUAUCGCUUGUAUGAACUGCAGUUGCAGGCCUGCAAUUCACUGGGAUGCAGCAGCCACACAACGCUCUACGGACGCACAAACUACACACUGGGUGCUAAUCUCCUCACCCAGCUGCAUGCGUGCCACAUUCGGGAGACGGAUAAGUACGUCCUGCGCUUCGAAGAGCCCGCGAAUCCCAAUGGUCUGGUGACCAACUAUGUAAUCCAUUACCGUAACAAAUUUAACCAGACCCACGUCGGAUGUGUCACGAGGAAGGAUCACCAGAAAGCGGGCUACGUGUACGUCAAGCGGCUGAAUAUCACCUAUACCGAGUGCGCUGUACGGGUUCACUCCUUGGCCGGGGAUGAGAUGACGCCCUACAUGUCAAUUAUUCAGUGCAGCGAGGAUGAUCAGCGGCAGUUUGCCCACAGCCGAGAGGCCAAGGAACUGGCCCCAGAACACUCAGAGCUGCCAGUCACAGCGUCGCACGCUCGCGGCAUUAGCAUAUUCCUGAUCUGCUUCCUUUUAGGGUGCAGUGCAUCUCUGGUUUGGGUUCUUUACAAGCGACGCUGCUGGAAGAGAAUACCAGGACUCAGGCGCUAUGUGCCCGUGCGGGAGCAGUGGCUGCUGGACCGGCAGCAGACAGAGGAUCGCGAAAUUCUUGUCGACGGCUUCGAGACGGUUCGUUUCCAGAACAACAACGACAGCCAGGCGGACGAUUAUCCCAUGUAAACGAUAAUAUAUGUAUGUGAACCUA
Messenger RNA from Drosophila biarmipes, 3398 nucleotides. Its product is annotated as insulin receptor-related protein. The coding region runs from base 545 to 3373 and encodes 942 amino acids. Lineage: Eukaryota; Metazoa; Arthropoda; Insecta; Diptera; Drosophilidae. The transcript has 6 exons. The record is from RefSeq and is a predicted model, not a curated record. Gene Ontology annotation, molecular function: protein binding.